Messenger RNA from Corvus hawaiiensis (hawaiian crow), 3182 nucleotides. RefSeq lists its product as uncharacterized. NCBI's taxonomy places the organism in Eukaryota, Metazoa, Chordata, Aves, Passeriformes, Corvidae. Bases 1 to 948 code for a protein of 315 amino acids. The record is from RefSeq and is a predicted model, not a curated record. The transcript is spliced from 6 exons.
AUGGAGAGAGGGAAGGUGGGCAGGAUACGAGCCGUCGCGGCCGCUGACAAUAAAGGACCGUGCCGGGCACGGGGAGCUGGCGGGGUUGGACCAAGUUGCAAGUUGGAGUGCCCGCCCCCUUGCGCAGAAGAGGCGGUUCUAUUGGUUCUAGGAGCUGUCACUCAGCUGAGAGGCGGGGGGGCGGAGGUGUGCAGGCGCGCGCGGGGCGGGGUGCGCUGCGCUCCGCUCCCUCGCUGGCCGUGCAGCGGCGGGCAGCCUGCGCUCCGAUCGGGUGCCGCCGCCGCGCUCUUGUGCCCCUCCCAGCUCGCCUCUGCGGCGGGGAGAGAGGGGCAGGACUUCUUUCCGUACGAAGGCGGCGGCAGGGCGCGGGCGGCAGUCGCGGGAGUAGUUUGGGGAAGAGGUGAAGAAGGUGCUGGAACUGCGCCGUGCCUCUGCCCCGCUGGAGGGGCGGGGAGAAGCCAGCCUGACGGGUCUUCGGUCAGCUGUGUCUGGCUGGUGGGACUCUUCUUCCCACAUUACUCCCACUAUAGUCAGCCAUCGCCCUACCUGUCCUCCGUCAGGAGGACUUACAAGAGACUAAGCUUGCUCCUUCUGCCAUGGUGUAGGACAACCAGGAGAAGAAAAGAACUCGCUGGUAUGCAUGGUCUGCCUAGAGGAAAAAUGGCUUUUUUCUUACAUGAGGGGGAAGCUGAGGAAGCACAAGAGAAGGCAUGGCUUAUUCAACCAAGGAUUACAUUGUUGUGUAAUUUUACUCAAGAAACAGCCUGGCUAUUAGGAGACACUGGUAUGGAUGCACUUUGGAAUUUUAUAAACUUCAUGAAAGGAAAAUCAGGGCAACACAAAGCUAUUUUUUCCUGCUUAGAAGCUGGAAGUAAGGUGAAUUUAUCAGCCUCAGUGGUGUCCCCGUUGAACGACAGCAUCCCACAAGGAGAAAAGGCAAACAAGUAAUCCAGCACAGCAUGGUAUGGCUAAAAUUAUCUCUGUCUUGUUUUGUGCACCUGGAAGAACAAACUUUUUGGUACAAGGUAGAUGUAACUCAGUCUUCAUGCUGACUCACACUUGGCAAUUAACUGAGGAAAAACUGAAAAAUAUCAUGAAUUAUUUAUUAAUAAUUGGGACUCUGUAUGUGUGUGUGCAAAUAGACAGCUGCAGCUCAAUGGGACUGAGAAACCUGGUGGACUGCAGUGAGUACUUCACUGGCUAGGUCACCAAUCCCUCUUUUCUUCUCUUUCUUUUUCCACUCGUCAAUAUACUCAUCAUAUAGCAUCUUUAUCCAUAUUCAAGUGAUCAGAUAUAAUUUAAUCCUCACAGUCCCUUCCUGCCCAUCUACAAAAGAAUUUGUUCCAUUGCAGUGCAAAGUUACAGUGUUUAUUACAUCUCUGUCUAAGAUGAAUCCCAAAGCAAGCAUUUUAUCCUCACUCAUAUAAUCAUCAUAAGGUAGAAAAUGAAAUUUCCAAAAUCAAAAAACUGUAGGAGAGCUUCAGGGAAAUGCAUGUCAGUUUUUACUUUGAUGUACGCUAUGUUUAAAAAAAACAUCUGUGAAGGGGAGGUGGUGAGGAGAAGAGAAAGAUACACUGAGUAUCUUCCAGGAGAUUUCCUCUCUAUUACUUAAUUCUUUGUAUUGGAGAAGGAAGGAAAUAAUCUCUUCUUGCUGCCUGGAGUGAGAGUGAAAGUAUUCUGAAGAGACAUUUUAAGAACUUCAUUUAGUACCAUGGAUGGUUUCACAUUCCCACUUGCAUCUUAAUAAAAGUAAACAUCACCUCAAGGUUUGCAGUGAGCGUAUAAUGAUUUUUAAAACUUUGGUGGGAUUGGCAGAUAAAUACUUUGUAUUCUGAGAUGAUUUAGAAAAGAGCUUUAUCUCAGACUAGUGAACUUUAUCACCUGGUCCAGAAGUAAGGAAGGAGCUGGGAUUUAUUGUGUGUUUAUCCAGGUGCUGAGUGUUACUUUCCAAAAUGUAUACUGCUGUUUAUUUCCUAGGAGAGCAGAGUUUCAUUCCUAAUGGUCAAGGGCAGUUGAAUAUUUUAAUGUCUUUCUCUCUGUCCCUCUCUUCUCUGUUUAGUAAGACAUUUAAGCACACACUGUGUUAGUUCAAGAAGCAGAGAUCUGUAUUUCUCUCCUAGUGGCAAUUGAAUCCUCUCUACCUGCUUUCAUUAUUUGGAUGCAUCUUCAAAGUAAUAGCUCUUUUUCUUUCAUGGUUUUCCUACACUAAACAUGGUCUCUCCUCACUCCUCUCUGCCAUCUCCUAUUUACACUUACAACUACUGUCAGUGUCAUCUGUGCCUGCCAUCUGCUUCCGGAAUGUUAUGAAGCUGUAAUCACAGGACAUUUUGAAAUUUAUUCAUACAAAUCAAAGAUAUUCAGUAGCUGUCAGGGGUGGAUUUAGAGCUUAGAAAGGCAUAGGUCUCCUGGCAGAGGCUUUCAGAAACAGCAGCUGGCAGAGGGAGGCUGGAGGAGGUUUCCCUGCCCAGUUUUCCAUCCCACCUGGCUCCUGACCUCUAGCAUUUUUGCAUUUUCAGGGCUGGCUUCAGCUGAGAUCAGCUAACUCUGCCAGAUUAUUUGCAGUUUAGUGGUGAACAUGAAUCUGGGUGAGAAUGACACCAAAGGAAUUUUUCACUUGUGACCCCAUUUAUGCCUGGUCUGUAGAAGUGUAUAACCACAGCAGUAAUCUCUGUCUUGCUCCUUUUACAAAUAGGCUGUACCUCAGUAUAUAUUUUCUCUUCAUUAUUUGAGGCAGGGGCUACUUUAUUAAGUCCAAGCAGUGCCUAUUAUAGUGGCCUAAUCCCUAUCAAGGGCCUCUAGAUGCUUCUCUAGUAAAUGGUAGUAGUAAUAUCAGAUGGGGAGCUAUCUGUAUUUUUCCACAUGGAUAGCAGCUGCUAAGGAUUGCUCCUGCACUGCUCAGUUUAUCCUCUCAACUUCCAGAAUAACGGAAUAGGUUGCAAUAAACCAUAUUUGCAUUAUAAGAUGGUGUGGACUGCUUCUACUGAUCCAAGAGGAGUUCUACAAAAUGAAACAGCUAAUGUCAAGGACCCACAUACACAAUAUGCACAUUUCAGGAUGGUGGAGUUUUUGCUUUGGACUUUCUCUCUGAUCUCCUGGACUGAUUUGGGGCAGAAGUGCCUUAGGUGCAGUCUUGGUGUGCAACUUCUAAUUUGACUUCAUUCAAGGAAAGACUGAUCCAUGCU